Molecule: messenger RNA, 1196 nt
Organism: Cervus elaphus (red deer)
Lineage: Eukaryota; Metazoa; Chordata; Mammalia; Artiodactyla; Cervidae
Gene: INO80E
Product: INO80 complex subunit E
Exons: 7
Coding region: 56-799 (247 amino acids)
Biological process (GO): chromatin remodeling
Cellular component (GO): nucleus; Ino80 complex
Source: RefSeq, a predicted model, not a curated record
GCUCGGUGUAGCGGGACUGCGGACUACAGCUGAGGCGCUUCUCCCGGAGCCGGUCAUGAACGGACCGGCGGACGGUGAAGUGGACUACAAGAAGAAAUACCGAAAUCUGAAGCGAAAACUCAAAUUCCUCAUCUACGAACACGAGUGCUUCCAGGAGGAACUGAGGAAGGCGCAGAGGAAAUUGCUGAAGGUGUCCCGGGACAAGAGUUUCCUCCUAGACCGACUUCUCCAGUACGAGAACGUGGAUGAAGACUCUUCUGGUGAGCAAGACUCUGAUGCCACUGCAUCUUCAGACAACAGCGAGACAGAGGGGACACCCAAGUUGUCAGACACACCUGCCCCUAAGAGGAAGAGAAGCCCUCCACUGGGGGGCACUCCCUCCCCCUCCAGCCUCUCCCUGCCUCCUUCAACAGGGUUUCCCCUUCAGGCCUCGAGGGCCCCCUCCCCAUACCUGAGCUCGCUGGCUUCCCCCACCUACCCCCCAUUCCCUUCUGACUACCUGGCCCUGCAGCUGCCCGAGCCCAGCCCCCUGAGGCCCAAGCGGGAGAAACGGCCCCGCCUGCCCCGGAAACUCAAGAUGGCGGUGGGACCCCCCGACUGCCCUGUGGGAGGGCCGCUGACCUUCUCAGGCCGGGGCUCUGGGGCUGGGGUGGGGGCAGCCUUGGCCCCCCUACCCCCACCCAAGAUGCCCCCCCCUACGAUCCUGAGUGCCGUUCCUCGGCAGAUGUUCAGCGACGCGGGCAGCGGGGACGACGCCCUGGACGGGGAUGAUGACCUGGUGAUCGACAUCCCGGAGUGAGCCCCUCUGCCCGGCCCCCUGCCCAGCCCCCUCGGUGCCAGCACACGUGAGCCCCCAGCUUCCGCAGAGAAGUUUAUUGAUGCCCAGUUGCCAUGCUGCGGCCACGGACACAAUCAGAAAAGGCGUAAACAUGCACGAAUGUCCCCCAGAAGGUGGGCCCUCUCCAGGGAGGGCAGGGGCCCUGCCCUCACAUCCCAGCCCGAUCCAGAGGACAGUUAUUUAAAGGAGUGGCCAGGGCCAUCCGUCACCUCUCAGAGAGGCAGAGACCCUGCAGUGGCCCCCCGCUUAAAAGGGCAGCUGUACAGGGCUAGGUAUUUGUGUGUGUGUGUGUGUGUGUGUGUGUGUGUGUGUGUGGUGUUUUUUAAAUGAAGAUUGUGUAUUAAAGAAGUGGCUCUUU